GCCCGGAAGUAAGCGUGUGGGGACGCCGGCUCGCGGGACGCGCUUCCGGCUGUGGUGCUGAGGCGCAUGCGCGCUGCGGCGGCCAUCAGCUGAUCCAGCGCCUCCUCUGCCGCCGCCGCCGGAGGGAGCGGGGUUUCGCGUGUGCCGGCCGCAGUUGAAGAGGCAAAAUGGAAUUCUCCAAGCUACCCAAAAUCCGUGAUGAGGACAGAGAGGCUUUUGUGGGCUAUGUCCAUGGAGUCUCAGGACCUGUGGUCACAGCGUGCAACAUGGCAGGUGCUGCUAUGUAUGAGCUGGUACGAGUAGGCCACAGUGAACUGGUGGGGGAGAUUAUCCGACUGGAAGGGGAUUUAGCAACGGUGCAGGUGUACGAAGAAACGUCUGGUGUCUCUGUAGGAGACCCUGUACUCCGUACUGGCAAACCCCUGUCAGUGGAACUAGGGCCUGGCAUUAUGGGAGCUAUUUUUGAUGGUAUCCAGAGGCCUCUCUCGGACAUCAGCACUCUGACCAAAAGUAUCUAUAUCCCUAGAGGUGUCAACGUGUCAGCUUUGAGCCGAGAUGUCAAAUGGGACUUCACACCUUCCAAAAAUCUGCGGGUUGGCAGCCACAUCACUGGUGGAGAUAUUUAUGGUGUGGUGAAUGAAAACUCCCUUAUCAAACACAAAAUCAUGCUGCCCCCACGGAACAGGGGUACAGUUACAUACAUUGCUCCACCAGGAAACUAUGACACUUCAGAUGUUGUCUUAGAGUUGGAGUUUGAAGGUGUGAAGGAGAAGUUCACUAUGGUCCAGGUCUGGCCUGUGCGUCAAGUCCGUCCUGUUACUGAGAAGUUACCAGCCAAUCACCCUUUGUUAACUGGCCAACGGGUCCUGGAUGCCCUCUUCCCGUGUGUACAAGGGGGUACAACAGCGAUUCCCGGGGCAUUCGGUUGUGGGAAGACUGUGAUCUCACAGUCUCUCUCAAAGUACUCCAACAGUGAUGUCAUCAUUUAUGUAGGCUGUGGAGAACGAGGAAACGAAAUGUCUGAAGUACUGAGAGAUUUCCCUGAGUUAACAAUGGAAGUUGACGGCAAGGUAGAGAGUAUCAUGAAGAGAACUGCUCUGGUAGCAAACACCUCCAACAUGCCUGUGGCUGCCAGAGAAGCCUCUAUCUAUACUGGAAUCACGCUGUCUGAGUAUUUCCGAGACAUGGGCUACCAUGUCAGUAUGAUGGCAGACUCUACUUCCCGAUGGGCUGAGGCCCUCAGAGAAAUUUCAGGGCGACUGGCUGAAAUGCCAGCUGACAGUGGUUAUCCAGCCUACCUUGGUGCCCGUCUAGCCUCUUUCUAUGAGCGAGCUGGCAGAGUGAAGUGUCUGGGAAAUCCUGAAAGGGAAGGCAGCGUCAGCAUUGUUGGAGCUGUAUCUCCCCCAGGUGGUGACUUCUCUGACCCUGUCACAUCUGCUACACUGGGCAUUGUUCAGGUUUUCUGGGGCCUGGAUAAGAAGCUGGCACAACGCAAGCACUUCCCCUCUGUCAACUGGCUGAUCAGUUACAGCAAAUACACGCGUGCCCUGGACGAGUACUACGACAAGCAUUUUACAGAGUUUGUCCCUCUCAGGACAAAGGCCAAAGAGAUCCUACAGGAGGAAGAGGACCUUGCAGAGAUAGUGCAGCUUGUGGGGAAGGCUUCCUUGGCAGAAACAGAUAAAAUUACCUUGGAGGUUGCCAAGCUGAUAAAAGAUGACUUUUUGCAACAGAAUGGUUAUACGCCUUACGACAGGUUCUGCCCUUUCUAUAAAACAGUGGGAAUGCUUUCCAAUAUGAUUGCGUUUUAUGACAUGGCACGCCGUGCUGUAGAAACCACAGCCCAGAGUGACAAUAAGAUCACGUGGUCCAUCAUCCGAGAGAACAUGAGUGAAAUCCUCUACAGACUUACCUCCAUGAAGUUCAAGGACCCUGUCAAAGAUGGUGAAACAAAAAUCAAGGCGGACUAUGCUCAGCUGUUUGAGGAUAUGCAGAAUGCGUUUCGCAGUCUGGAAGACUAGACUCGACCUCUGUGACCACUCCAGUUUGUCCUCUCAAUUCCUCAUCUCAACUCCUCUGCUUCCCUACCUUACAAGAAUGAUGCAACAGUACUUGAGUUGAUAAAUAGCCCUGUGUUUUCCCUGUUCAUACUCAGAGUGUCCUUACAAAACAUUCCUCUUGGUUUGUGUUUGCUGUUGCUUCAUGUGUCUGAAGUGGUGAGUGAUGUGUGAAUGUGCCUGGCUGAGUGAGGAAAUGCUGUUGUACAUUUCUAGGGUGGGAAAAACUUCACCUUGCCUCUCCCAGCUCUCUUGGUUGCUGGUCUUUCACCUUGGGAUGUAACCAGCUGAGCUGUACCGGCUGGCAGAGGAGGUGCAGACCUGAAGGCAGUCACACGGUACGUUCAGAGCUGGCAGUGGUAAGGGCAUUUACACCUGGCACUUUGCUAAGUGACUAUCGUGACAUGGCACUCCCUGUUCUCCAGCUGAAUGCUUGACCAUAUUCUGAUAACGUGUUGAUACAACCAAAAAUUCCUCACUGCUCUGUCCCUUCUGCAGUCCUCAGCUGAGUCUGUUGGUGUUGAAACGUGGUAGUUUUGGAGUUGUCCAAGAAGGGACUAACUAGAAGAUGAGCACAUACAAGCAACCAGUAUACUUUGGUACACUGGAGAAAUAGAAUUUUAUUUUCCUACUUAAUACCGAUAGGACUGUUGCACUCGGCAUUAGCUAAAGUCAAAGCCAUAGUGCUCAGCUUCCAGCAGAAUUUUACCUUCUUGCCUCCCACUCACCCCGUAAAAUGUCCUGACAUGCGGCUGUGUUAGUUUGUGAAGCCUGUGCCUGCUGCUGUGUACUGCAGGGUGUAGAUGGCGAGUUAGGGUGACGCCAUGUGUGCGGACUGGAGGAGGAACACAGCCCUUCCUCGGCGGUGCUCUGCCCGCCGGCGCGGCUGCCUCCCAGGGCAAUGCCCAGAUCACGCCAAGGAAAGAAGAGCGUGCGCUUGGCCUUCCUCCUCCACCUGUGCCCACGGGGCCUGGCUGGCGCUGGCACAGAAGGUCCCCAGCUCUCCUGCGAGAGGAAUGUAUGAUGCUAAACUGGGGGCUGGGGGCGGGGGAUGAACAGGGGGAAGGUCGAUAAAUGAAAAAAAUUAUUUACUCCUGCCUCGUUGUGUGCGAUGCAGGAGAAACCCGUGACUCUGGUGUUCUGCUCUGGAAGCACACUUGUCGGGCAGCUGAAACUGCUGUGUCUUGGGCUUGUUUACUGGCAAAACGAGCGUGGGAUGAGGAGUUAGCAGAGCAGCCUUCCUAUCGAACUGCCGGAGCCCAGCACUCAUAUCAUUGCUGCAGAGCGAGAGAAACGCUGGCCUCCUCCGCAGUCCCUCCCUCUCGCUCGCGGCAGGUGGCAUCCAGUGCACUCUGUGCCCAGCGGGGCUCCAGCUGCUGCCUGCCGCGCUGGUACGGGCACGGAGCGGCACCGGGGUGCCGCCGCCGUAGUGCUGUGGCUGUAAGCGGUGACUCUGCACCGAGUAGUUCCGUGGCUGCCGGCUUUGAACAGUAGUGAUGUAAAGGGGUCUCGCGCUACGGACCAAAUGCUGCCACUUCCAUUACGGUAUCAACUCAGUGUUUGUCAGGGGAGCGCCUGGCUGAAACUUGUUAAGGCAUUAACUCUCCCAAAGGAGCUGCUCCUUCCAGCUGAUACUCUGGUAGCGAAUGGUUUAAGUUUACAGCUCACUGAAUUUUUGGUGUAUGCUGCUUAUUUUACCAAUGAGCAUGUGUGAAUGAAUAGUCACUAUCCAAGCUCUUGCUGGAUUCCUCAUCAUUCGUACCCUUCACCACUGUACUAUGUAGCAUUUCAUGCUAGAAACCAGAUGUUCUUAUCUCUUGAAAUAGAGGGUGUUAUAAACUUUACAGAAGAUGUCUAAGAUAAUGCAGUUCUAAUAUUUAUUGUGCUGUACCUGGCCCUGAAGUGUGACCAGUUCAAACAGUUUCAUAUAUAUUUUUGUCUUUUUUUUUGGUUUGUGUCUGUUUUCAGUGUUGAGAUUCUGAUGUUCACUGUGUCCUGCAAGUCCUCCCUCCACAGCUGUGGGAGGAAUUAAAAGAUGGGCAGAACCCCACCACCUACUUUAUCUUGUAUAUUUCAUAAUGUAUGUUGCUGGAAAUUGUGUAAAAAAAAAAAUAAUAAAAAAAUGUUGAAGUCAAUGAAAAUAAAAUUGAUUUAAAGUA
This is a messenger RNA of Falco peregrinus (peregrine falcon), 4216 nucleotides long. It is a transcript of the gene ATP6V1A, whose product is annotated as ATPase H+ transporting V1 subunit A. The coding region runs from base 168 to 2021 and encodes 617 amino acids. Gene Ontology annotation, molecular function: ATP binding; proton-transporting ATPase activity, rotational mechanism; ATP hydrolysis activity. The transcript has 15 exons. Gene Ontology annotation, biological process: proton transmembrane transport; ATP metabolic process. NCBI's taxonomy places the organism in Eukaryota, Metazoa, Chordata, Aves, Falconiformes, Falconidae. The record is from RefSeq and is a predicted model, not a curated record. Gene Ontology annotation, cellular component: lysosomal membrane; proton-transporting V-type ATPase, V1 domain.